Molecule: messenger RNA, 5222 nt
Organism: Haliotis rubra (blacklip abalone)
Lineage: Eukaryota; Metazoa; Mollusca; Gastropoda; Lepetellida; Haliotidae
Product: organic cation transporter protein-like
Exons: 10
Coding region: 189-1985 (598 amino acids)
Biological process (GO): transmembrane transport
Cellular component (GO): membrane
Molecular function (GO): transmembrane transporter activity
Source: RefSeq, a predicted model, not a curated record
UUAAGGUUAUUUGCCUGUUUAGAUAACCACGUUAUAUAUUGCCUUCCUUUGGAUGUAUGCUUUGAAAGGUAGGCGUCGUAGCCUAGACGCGUGUUAGAUUGGAUAUAGGUUACACUCUGUUCCAAUGAAGUGACUUCCUUCGCACUUGCUGAACCAAAGUUCGUCUUUCAUGAGGUCUUCGAAACACCAUGAAGUUCGAUGACGUUCUCCGCCAUGUUGGCGAGUUUGGUGCGUACCAGAAACGGAUUUAUUUCCUUCUUUGUCUUCCUGCAAUCACACAUGGAGCCCGGAUGAUGGUUAGUGCAUUUUUGCAGUACGUCCAGAAACACAGGUGUGAAAUACCCGGCUAUGACAACGACACGUACUCAGUUCAGUCUGAGUACCACCAGGAACUCAUCAACUCCACCAUCCCCUACAGCUUCCAAGAUGGUCACUUGAUAUAUGACCAGUGCCAUGUGUACACGAACUCUACGGGUACAGUGACAUUGGAGAAGUGUAACCGAUGGGUGUAUGACAAAAGCCUGUUCCUCCAAACGGCAGUGUCAGAGUUCGACAUGGUCUGUGAAGACGCCCUGUUGACGUCACACUCACAGAUGUUGUUCAUGGCUGGCUUUCUGGUGGGGGUCUUCGUCCUCGGAGCGUUUGCAGACAGGUAUGGCCGGAAGCUUGCCAUCUAUGUAUCAAUGGUCAUCAAUCUGGUGGCAGGCAUAGCCUUGGCCUUUGCCCCCAACUUCUACGUGUAUGUUGUGCUGCGGUUCCUGUUAGGGGCGUCCACCUCCGGUUACUUCACAGCGGCCUAUGUGCUCGGUCUGGAAAUCGUUGGCCCCUCCAAACGCAUCUGGGCUGGAAUGGUCAUCAAAUACUUCUUUGCUCUUGGUCUUCUCCUGAUUGACGGACUGGGCUACGUGAUAAGAGACUGGCACCACAUGGAGCUUGUUGUCACGUGCCUCGUAGCUGUGUUCCUUCCGUACUGGUGGAUAAUCCCCGAAUCCCCAAGAUGGCUCCUCACACAGGGCAGGAUACAGGAAGCGGAAGCAAUCAUCCGGAAGGCAGCUGACGUCAACAAGGUGACACUACCCGACAAGCUUUGCGCAGAAUCCGAUGAGACUCCCGAUGAAAGGGCAGGAAAUUUGACUGCGUUCCUUCAGCUGUUUACUUCCUCUGUGCUACUAUUUAGAACCCUCAUCAUUUUCUUUAACUGGUUAGUGACCAGCAUGGCGUACUAUGGACUGUCGCUCAACACACAAGACCUUGGCUCCGACAACUUCUUCUUGACGUUCUUCCUGGCCAGCCUGAUGGACUUCCCCGGCGUGACCUUGUGUCUGUUCCUGCUGGACCGCGUGGGCAGGAAGGUCAUGAUGUGUGGGUCAAUGCUGAUUGGCGGCGUGGCCUGUCUCCUCACCAUCUUUACCAUCCUCUACCUUGGGGAAUCAUACCAGUGGAUCACAAUCACGCUAGCGAUGAUCGGGAAGAUGGGUACAGCAAUGUGCUUCGCCGUCGUCUACGUCUUCUCUUCGGAACUCUUCCCAACCGUUGUGCGCAACGUCGCCGUCGGCGCCAGCUCCUCCUGGGCAAGAGUCGGUGGGAUGAUUGCUCCCUACGUUGCAGAUGCGGGGAAAUUAGUGGGAGGUGACUUCGGAAGAGCUCUGCCGCUGUUGGUGUUUGGGGCGGCGUCUGUGGUGGCGGGACUUCUAGCACUGUUCCUGCCCGAGACCUUGAACAGAGAUCUCCCGGAGACCAUCCAAGACGGCAUCGCAUUCGGCAGGACGCCACCUAAACCCAAACCUCCAGUGAUCAUGACAGCCUAUUGUGUGGAUGACCAAAUCGAGGGGGACAGAAGGAGGGGUAGUGCGGACGACCACAUCGAGGGGGACAGAAGGAGGGAUAGUGCGGACGACCACAUCGAGGGGGACAGAAGGAGGGAUAGUGCGAAAGACAAAAACCUGGAGGAUACAGACAAAGAACAUCACCAGCACGUGGCUUGAAGUGUCUCCUCAAGAUCUCUCGUGUAAUCAAGAAUGAUAUUUAAGCAGUUGAUAAUAUCAUGCUGGUGUGGCAAAUGUUAUCUUAGUGUGUCGGUAUACUAGUAAGGUACAUGUUAUCUUAGUAUACCGGUAUACUAGUAAGGUACAUGUUAUCUUAGUAUACCGGUAUACUAGCAAGGCACAUGUUAUCUCAGUAUAUCAGUAUACCAGCAAGGUACAUGUUAUCUUAGUAUAUCAGUAUACCAGCAAGGUACAUGUUAUCUUAGUAUACCGGUAUACUAGUAAGGUACAUGUUAUCUUAGUAUACCGGUAUACUAGCAAGGCACAUGUUAUCUCAGUAUAUCAGUAUACCAGCAAGGUACAUGUUAUCUUAGUAUAUCAGUAUACCAGCAAGGUACAUGUUAUCUUAGUAUACCGGUAUACUAGUAAGGUACAUGUUAUCUUAGUAUACCGGUAUACUAGCAAGGCACAUGUUAUCUCAGUAUAUCAGUAUACCAGCAAGGUACAUGUUAUCUUAGUAUAUCAGUAUACCAGCAAGGUACAUGUUAUCUUAGUAUACCGGUAUACUAGCAAGGUACAUGUUAUCUUAGUAUACCGGUAUACUAGUAAGGUACAUGUUAUCUUAGUAUACCGGUAUACUAGUAAGGUACAUGUUAUCUUAGUAUACCGGUAUACUAGCAAGGCACAUGUUAUCUCAGUAUAUCAGUAUACCAGCAAGGUACAUGUUAUCUUAGUAUAUCAGUAUACCAGCAAGGUACAUGUUAUCUUAGUAUACCGGUAUACUAGUAAGGUACAUGUUAUCUUAGUAUACCGGUAUACUAGCAAGGCACAUGUUAUCUCAGUAUAUCAGUAUACCAGCAAGGUACAUGUUAUCUUAGUAUAUCAGUAUACCAGCAAGGUACAUGUUAUCUUAGUAUACCGGUAUACUAGCAAGGUACAUGUUAUCUUAGUAUACCGGUAUACUAGCAAGGCACAUGUUAUCUCAGUAUAUCAGUAUACCAGCAAGGUACAUGUUAUCUUAGUAUAUCAGUAUACCAGCAAGGUACAUGUUAUCUUAGUAUACCGGUAUACUAGCAAGGUACAUGUUAUCUUCGUAUACCGGUAUACUAGCAAGGUACAUGUUAUCUCAGUAUACCGGUAUACUAGCAAGGUACAUGUUAUUUUAGUAUACCGGUAGACCAGCAAGGUAUAUGCUAUUUUAGUAUAUCGGUAUACUAGUAAGAAACGUGUUAUUUCGUAUAUCAGUAUACUUGCAUGGUAAUGUAAUCUUAGUAUAUCGGUAUACUAACAUGGCAUGUGUCAUCUGAGUACAACGUAUACUAGCAUGCUAUGUGCAACUGUGGUAUGUGCCCGUCACUGCAAUACCACCCUGGUAUGUACAAACACACGGUCUACAUGUAUGAUGUAUGCUUUUACCUCGGUAUAUGUUACGGUACAUGCCACGAUAUGUCACGGUAUAUCCGUAAAUUGUAUAUGCUAGCAUGACAUAUCUUCUUACAGCAUAAGCUAAAACGACAUUUGCUAUCAUGGUAUAUGUUGUCGUAGUAUAUGCUACUAAAUUAUAUGUCACCAUACAAUCAAGGUAUACAUGAUCAUUUUAUAUUUUAGCAUAGUAUAGGCUAUCACAGUAUCCGCUCUCACUUUACGUAUACUGUCAUGGUAUAUGCUACCUAAGUGUUCUGCUAUCACGGUAGUCUACCACAGAAUAUAUGCUGUCAUGUCAAUGAUAUCAUGGCAUGUGCCUAACUCACGGGAUCCGCGACCACAGUAUAUAUGUUGUUAUGGUAUAUGCUACCAAGGUACAUGCUACCUCAGUAACAGCUAUCACGGCAUGGUCCACCACAGCAUAUAUGCUGUCAUGGUAUAUGCUACCAAGGUACAUGCUACCUAAGUAACAGCUAUCACGACAUGAUCCACCACAGCAUAUAUGAUGUCAUGGUAUAUGCUACCAAGGUACAUGCUACCUAAGUAACAGCUAUCACGGUAGUUCACCACAGCAUAUAUGCUGUCAUGGUAUAUGAUACCAAGGUACAUGCUACCUAAGUAACAGCUAUCACGACAUGAUCCACCACAGCAUAUAUGCUGUCAUGGUAUAUGCUACCAAGGUACAUGCUACCUAAGUAACAGCUAUCACAGCACGGUCCACCACAGUGUAUAUGCUGUCAUGGUAUAUGCUACCACGGUACAUGCUACCUCAAUAACAGCUAUCACGGUAGUUCACCACAGUAUAUAUGCUGUCAUGGUAUAUGCUACCACGGUACAUGCUACCUCAAUAACAGCUAUCACGGUAGUUCACCACAGUAUAUAUUCUGUUAUGGUAUAUGCUACCACGGUACAUGCUACCUCAAUAACAGCUAUCACGGUAGUUCACCACAGCAUAUAUGCUGUCAUGGUAUAUGCUACCACGGUACAUGAUACCUCAAUAACAGCUAUCACAGUAGUUCAACACAGUAUAUAUGCUGUCAUGGUAUAUGCUACCUAGGUACAUGCUACCUCAAUAACAGCUAUCACGGUAGUUCACCACAGUAUAUAUGCUGUCAUGGUAUAUGCUAUCACGGUACAUGCUACCUCAAUAACAGCUAUCACGGUAGUUCACCACAGUAUAUAUGCUGUCAUGGUAUAUGCUACCACGGUACAUGCUACCUCAAUAACAGCUAUCACGGUAGUUCACCACAGUAUAUAUGCUGUCAUGGUAUAUGCUAUCACGGUACAUGCUACCUCAAUAACAGCUAUCACGGUAGUUCACCACAGUAUAUAUGCUGUCAUGGUAUAUGCUACCACGGUACAUGCUACCUCAGAUGCUAGAUCACGCUUAUCCAUAUUGUGUUGCAUAGAUUUCCACUGCAGGGGAUGUAUCUAGUCAAACUGAACUGACUAAUAUGGUCAUGUUUUUUAUGACAUUAAGUAUUCUUUUGAAAUGUAAUGAAACAUAAGCAGUUUUACCAAGCAGUUAACUAAAUGUGCUGAAACAGGAAUUCACACCUACGUUCACCAAAGAUCAUUCAUCCUGAACAUCUGAUAUUUGCUUGUUGGGAAGUACCAAUUGUAUCGAGAUCCAGCUGUAUAGGAGGCAGUGCCAGUUUUGUAUAUGUCUGUGAAAAUCGUUGUGAAAACUGCGACAUCGAUGUACUCAACAGGCACUUCCAUCAACUAUUUACAAAAGUAUGCACAAAAUUUCAAAUAUGGAAUUAUUUUGUUGAAUGCUUUACUCAGAAAUAAAGAUUUACUCUUUGAAAA